AUGCAGAAAAACACUGACAAGUUUGUGGACCUCCACAUGCCAGGAAAAUACUCUGCCAGCAACCACAUCAUCAGCACCAAGGAUCACGUGUCCACCCAGAUGACUAUGGACACAGCUAACAAGGUGACAGGCAGGUUCAACAACAGGUUUAAAACCUACGCUAUCUGUGGGGUCAUUCCCAGGAUAGGUGAGUCAGAUGACUCCAUCCUCCAGCUGCCCAAGGCUGAUGGCAUGGUUUCAAAGAAAUUCUGA
Molecule: messenger RNA, 252 nt
Organism: Nyctereutes procyonoides (raccoon dog)
Lineage: Eukaryota; Metazoa; Chordata; Mammalia; Carnivora; Canidae
Product: 40S ribosomal protein S21-like
Exons: 1
Coding region: 1-252 (83 amino acids)
Biological process (GO): endonucleolytic cleavage to generate mature 3'-end of SSU-rRNA from (SSU-rRNA, 5.8S rRNA, LSU-rRNA); endonucleolytic cleavage in ITS1 to separate SSU-rRNA from 5.8S rRNA and LSU-rRNA from tricistronic rRNA transcript (SSU-rRNA, 5.8S rRNA, LSU-rRNA); translation
Cellular component (GO): cytosolic small ribosomal subunit; ribosome
Molecular function (GO): structural constituent of ribosome
Source: RefSeq, a predicted model, not a curated record